AUGACAGGUAAAGGACAAGAAAAACGGGUUUCUUUCGCCCACGAGUUGGUGACAGAAAUGUGGACCGCAGGCAGUAGCGGCUCUGAGAGCGCAGAUCCACGUGACGAUUGCAGAGCGCCUUUAGAUGUGUUCUUGUUUAAACACGGUUGUUUAGUUCAUCAAAUUGUAGACUCCCUGCGCCUCGAGCUCGAGCUCCCGCUUGUGUUACGCUACCGCGUGGUGGAUUACGUGUGGCAGCAGUGUUACCGUACUGUUCUUCCUGAGGACGCGGAUUUGCCACGUCGUCCUCCCAACGUCGUGUGCACCCCGGAAGAAGAGGCGCGGGUGGCGCGGGUGGAUGUAAACAUCUCAUCAACGUCGCUUCGGCUCAUGGACGGUGUGAGCCUACACAGCUUGAGGACGAUAGCGGAGACUGCCCUUGUGUUGCAUCCGUAUUCGAGGCGACUUGACCCGGUGACACGCCCCAUUCUUGCGUUUCUCCGGCGCAACUGCACGCUGCAAUUGAGCCGGCGACAAAACUCCCUGGUUGGCCUUCUACCAAAGCUUAUGGAGAUUAUUAUUUUGUUGUGUCAAUGCCUCGAAAGCGGGGCGCGGGGUUUCUUGCGGCGGGAGGGGCGUAGCGAUCUUCUCCACAACAUUCAUAGCGAUGGCAGUCGUUCCUCGUCACUGUCGCUUCUCUCCGGCUCGUUUCGCGAUGACGCUCGCGUUGCGAAAACGAUUGGUUUCUCCCACCGCUGCGCGUGGUGGCUGAGUCGUCUCCACCACCGCGCGACCUCCCGCCCACAACGUCUUUUUAUGGAUUUGAAGGAGUUGCUGCUCCGCCCGGGCCCGCUGUGCGACGUGAAGGGAAUGUAUCUUCAGUACAUCGCACACCGCUUCUUUCCGGGGCUGCCGUUUCUCCAACGUCUACUUCUGUCGGCUGGCGGCGAUGGUGAGAAGAACGAGGAGCCGUUUCGAGAAGACCCGCUCAAACACGAUGAAGCGAGGGACUUGUGCGUGGCGAAGGAGCCUCUGGACUACGCCGGCGCCCCAAUCGGCAAAAGACUCUCAUUGUGGCAAAACGGAUAA
Trypanosoma cruzi is the source of this 1068-nucleotide messenger RNA. RefSeq lists its product as uncharacterized. The record is from RefSeq and is a predicted model, not a curated record. The transcript has a single exon. The coding region runs from base 1 to 1068 and encodes 355 amino acids. NCBI's taxonomy places the organism in Eukaryota, Euglenozoa, Kinetoplastea, Trypanosomatida, Trypanosomatidae.